AUGAAUCAGUCGAACUCGUCGCGACUGCUUUUGGGCGGGAUGGUCGUACUGAUCGUCCUGAAUUAUUUCAUCUUCUACAACGUUAUCGAUCGGCAGAAUCCAGGAGAUGGCGGCAUCGAUCAGAACCAGCUGCGCAAGGCGAUCACGGUGGACAUCCUCGAGAUGCAGCUGGAACGGAAGGAGAACCGCAUCAGGGAGUUGGAGCAACAAGUGGCGAGCGCGAAGAGCGGUGGCCGCCCUUCCACAGCUCUGGCCCAAGCGAAGCCCAAGCAGACCCUUCACGUCGGUUGGCAGUGGCAGGGCCGCGAGACGAGGAAGGUGCGAUUCUUCGACGGCAAUGAGGCUUACGUCUACAAGACCACCUACGAGGGUUCGAUGGCCAAUCCCCAUCAGCCUCACAUAGACUGGUGGGACGUCAUCGAGUCUCGUUCCUGGGAAAUCGAGACGUUCUUUGUCUACAAGACCUUCCUUGGACCCACGAGCUCGUUCAUCGACUUCGGCUCGUGGAUUGGACCCACUGUUCUCUACGGCGCUACUCUGGCCAAGAACGGUUAUGCGCUGGAACCCGACCCAUACGCUUUCGACGAAGUGCGCGCCAACCUGGCCCUCAACCCUCGCCUGCAGGAUCACACCUCCAUCUUCUGGAAGUGCAUCAUGGACAAGCCCGGCAUCUACCCCAUGGGCGGUGGCGGCGGUGACAGCAUGGCCUCCGUCGGCAGUGCCAAUCAUCCUAAGAGCUGGAAGGUGGACUGCAUGACGCUCCCUCAGUUUAUCAAUGAACACCAGAUCGAAAACCUCCACCUCAUCAAGAUGGAUCCCGAGGGCGCUGAGCACAUCAUCCUCCCCUCGUUCAAGCCCUGGCUGAUGCAGCAGAAGGUCAAGCCGACGCUGUGGCUCAGCAUCCACAAGUGGAACUUCGCUCCCGGCGGCGCCGAGGCCGUCGUCGACGUGCUGCGCCUGUACAAGCGAGUGUUCGAAGGUCACCAGAACCAGGUGGACAUCAACAGCUACACGCUCUGCGACUUCUGCACCAUCCUGGCGACCGACCUGGACGUCCCGAUCUACCACGAGUAA
Acanthamoeba castellanii str. Neff is the source of this 1074-nucleotide messenger RNA. RefSeq names its product methyltransferase, FkbM subfamily protein. Bases 1 to 1074 code for a protein of 357 amino acids. The record is from RefSeq and is a predicted model, not a curated record. NCBI's taxonomy places the organism in Eukaryota, Discosea, Longamoebia, Acanthamoebidae. The transcript is spliced from 4 exons.